GGGCCGGGCUGGGCCGGGCCAUGGGCAGCGUGCGCUGGGCCUUUCCCUGCGGCUCCUGGCGGCCCCGCCGCCGCGAGUGGCUGCUGGCCGCGAGGCUGGUGCAGCCCGAGGAGAAGGAGCGCAUCGGCCAGUUUGUCUUUGCCCGCGAUGCCAAAGCCGCCUUGGCUGGUCGCCUGCUAAUGCGAAAAUUAAUUUCAGAAGAGCUGUGCAUACCUUGGAAUGAAGUACACUUACAAAGGACAUCAAAAGGAAAACCUUUCCUGGCCAAUAACUUACUCGGUAUCAAUUCAAAUUACAACUUCAAUGUUUCUCAUCAAGGAGAUUAUGCAGUCCUUGCAGCUGAACCUGAGCUUCAAGUUGGCAUUGAUAUUAUGAAGACCGAUUUACCAGGUAGUAGCUCAAUUCCAAACUUCUUUCACAUAAUGAAGCGACAGUUUACUGAAACAGAGUGGGAUGUAAUCAAGUCAAUGAGUAAUGAAUGGAUGCAGCUGGAUAUGUUUUAUCGGCACUGGGCCUUAAAAGAAAGCUUCUUAAAGGCCAUUGGAGUUGGAAUUGGCUUUAACUUGCAAAGAAUUGAAUUUAAUGUGUCUCCACUGCAACUGGAAAUAGGGAAGGUGUAUAAGGAGACAAAAAUGCUUCUGGAUGGAGAAAAAGAAGAGGAGUGGACAUUUGAGGAAACCCGUUUGGAUGACCAUCAUCAUGUUGCAGUGGCGCUUGGGAAACAGGAGGGAUUUGUACAGAAGGAUUCUGAGGUCCAUUCCAUGGAGCCUAACCAACCACAAUUUACAUUAUUGACUUUUGAAGAUUUAGUUGCAUCUGGUAUUCCAGUCGCACCAGAGGAUUCUGCAUAUUGGGACAAUUUCUGCUCAAAGCAGGAGUGUCCAGUAAAACAGAGUUCACAUUCAAGAUAAGACUGUGUAUAAGAAAAAGAAACUUGUCAAAGUUCUUAUGCUGUUAUCCUGUUUAAUUUGAAGUAUGGGAAUAAGUGCACAUAUGUAAAUUAAAUGUAUCUUUCCCUAUUUAAGCUGACAACCUAAUUUUCAUGACGCUUCAUUGGAAUUGUAAGGAAGACAUGUUUCCUUACUGAAGGAAUUCUGAAUGAGAAGCCUAAACAAAAAUGCCUUUUUGCAUCUCCUUGCCUGUGGUUCUUGCACUUCAGUAAUUAUCCAGGCUAGGAAAAGAAAGCAUUGUACAGUAAUGUUGUUUAUUAGUGAACAUGUGUUUAGCAUAUAAAAAUGUGUUUCCAUACUUACUUAUGCUGAAGCUUAAAUUAUGAUACUGCUUUUUCUCUUACAAAAAUUAUUCAUUUAUUCUUAGAUGGAUGAAUAAAGUCAAGAAAAUUGGUACAAAUUCUUAUGCUGUUACUGUGUGGUGCAAGUGUUUGUACAAUACUUGGUGUUUGUGUAAUGCCAGGCUGAAAAGGUCUGAGUCUUAGUAGUCUUGGAGCUACAUGUGUGCAAAAAUAGUUUGAGACAGGGAAUCAACUUACAAAUAUUUCAUAGUCUUUUCACUUCUUACCUUUGUUAAUUAAAACUUCCUGUAUGCAGCUUAGAAUUUGUCUUUUAACAGUUCUUUUUUGUGUUUUUUCCCUCAGCGAUAGAUGCAAGCCAAGCAGCAGUUCAAUUUUCCUAGGCUUGCCAUUGGCAUCAGUCAUGGGGGGAAACCCAAAGGAAAAAAGAAAGCUAUUUACUUUUUUUCCAAAUAGUCUUGUAACAGCUGAUGACAGAACAUUUUAAUGCCUAACAGGAAAUUAAGGUUUCUGGAGAUCUGUAGAUCUUGAGCGCACAUCUAGAAUAUUUUGUCGUCUUUCAAAACAAAUCAUGUUUUGUGCCAUUACCUCUCUCUCUUCUUUCUAGAAAUCAUAAAUACAAUGUGGUCCAUCUAAAUUUAAGAAAACAUACUGAACAGAAUGAUCUUUGCACAAAAAAUAAUUACCUUCUGUCCUACAGUUAAACAUAGAUCUUCAUUGAAUUUGAGCUUGUGUACAACUAGGCUGCACCCUGUAUUCUGGUGUACACCAUGAAAAGGAAAAUCUACUUGUACUGUAACUACUGAAUCUAUGCCUUAUUACAAAGAUGAAGAAAAGUUUGCGAGAGAGGAUGAUUUUUACAACUAUUAUACAAACAUUAGGAGUUCUGCUGUAGAUAAUUCCGAAUUCAAACAUGCUGUUAAACUCUCCUGCUUCCAGUGCUGAUGAAUAUUUUUGUUUCCAUUUCUAUGACUCUCAUCCUACAUACUAAUCAUAGUUUUUAGUGUUUUGCUUUUUUUUCCCCUUCCAAAACUACAAAUCAGUGA
This is a messenger RNA of Pseudopodoces humilis (Tibetan ground-tit), 2295 nucleotides long. RefSeq names its product aminoadipate-semialdehyde dehydrogenase-phosphopantetheinyl transferase (gene AASDHPPT). NCBI's taxonomy places the organism in Eukaryota, Metazoa, Chordata, Aves, Passeriformes, Paridae. Gene Ontology annotation, molecular function: magnesium ion binding; holo-[acyl-carrier-protein] synthase activity. The record is from RefSeq and is a predicted model, not a curated record. Gene Ontology annotation, cellular component: cytosol.